GAUUCCCAUCAAUCAACGUUAUGAUGCAAUCAAAAGGAAAGGGUUGUGUUUCAAUUGCCUUAAUCCUUACACUGACAAUCACAACUGCUCUUCAAAGAGAUGCCAAAAAUGUGAUAAGCGACAUCACACUGUUCUACAUGAUUCCUUUACUAGCAAUUCAGGAGCUGAAGUCUCCAAUCAGUUGGAAACCUUCUGGAAGCUGGAAGAAGUCUCUUCAGUUAUUCCUGUCUCUCCUGAGUGUGCUAGGGUUGAAGCACACUACAAAGAAAAUACCAUCAGGCAUGAAGAUGGUCGUUUCCAAGUGUCCUUACCUCGCAAGGAUUCAUUUGCCACCCUUGGUCAUUCAAGGACUCAAGCUAUGAAACGUUUCCAUUCAUUGGAAAAAAGAUUUCUUAAAGAACCUGAGCUCAAACCUCAAUAUGUUGGAUUUAUGCAGGAAUAUGAAGAUUUAGGUCACAUGCACCCUGUACCGCCACCAGCCCCUGAGGAACAAGUCUAUUAUAUUCCACAUCACGCUGUCUUCAAGCCCGACUCCACUACAACCAAAACAAGAGUUGUGUUUGAUGCUAGCGCCAAAACAUCAACCGGAAUUUCUCUCAAUGAUGUUAUCUUCAAGGGUCCUGUUGUUCAGUCAGACCUUUUUGACAUUGUCCUACGAUUUCGUAUGCGACCAUUUGCUUUCAUCGCAGACAUAACUAAAAUGUACCGCCAAAUUCUUUUAGAUCCUUCUGAUCGUAAUUUGCAUCGUAUUUUUUGGAGAGAUGAUACUUCAAAACCUCUUCAAGAAUACCAAUUGGCCACAAUUACUUAUGGGACAGCUUGUGCAUCUUAUCUCAGCACUAGAACCUUUAAUUUACUUGCUGAACUUGAAUCAACACCUGAUUCUCCAUUGUAUCAUUCAAUUCAUCAAAAUUUUUAUGUUGAUGACCUAAUCUCUGGUGCAUCUACAUUGGAACAAGCCAUGGAAUUGUCACAUCAAUUGCUCACCACUUUGAAUAAAGGAUGUUUUGAAUUAAGGAAGUGGAUGUCCAAUUCCCCUGAGUUACUGAAUUCACUACCAUCCAAUUUGCUAGAAACUUCCAUUGUUAAACCAAUUUCAGAUCCUGAUAAUGGAAUAACCAAAGCUCUAGGUUUACUGUGGAAUUCCAAUUCUGAUAGUCUAUCCAUCUGUUCUAACAUUGAUAAAAUUUCUGAAAAGACUUCAUUCACAAAGCGUGAGUUUCUGUCAGUUAUUGCUUCAACUUUUGAUCCACUUGGAAUCAUUAGUCCCAUCAUAAUCCUUCAAAAAUCUUAUUUCAAAAUUUAUGGCUUGCAAAAAUUGAUUGGGAUGAUAGUCUGCCCAAUGACAUGCUACUGAAGUGGUUGCAGAUCAUACAAGAACUAUCCAAAAUUUCAAGCAUUUCAAUACCACGUUGUGUAGUAUCAAAAGAUCAAUGUUCCAUAGUUGAACUUCAUGGUUUUUCUGAUUCUAGCGCUACUGCUUAUGGAGCUUGUGUGUAUGUACGCACCAUCCAAAAUAAUGUUGUUCAAACUCAUCUUCUUUGUGGAAAAUCACGUGUUGCACCUCUCAAGCCUGUCUCCAUUCCAAAUUUGGAACUUUGUGGUGCCUUAGUAUUAUCACGACUCAUUAACAAAGUUGUAAGUGCUUUGAAUUCUCUUGAUUUGACUAUUUCAGGUGUUUUUCUCUGGUCAGAUUCUCAAAUUGUCUGCAAGUGGUUGCAGUCUCCU
Molecule: messenger RNA, 1728 nt
Organism: Nilaparvata lugens (brown planthopper)
Lineage: Eukaryota; Metazoa; Arthropoda; Insecta; Hemiptera; Delphacidae
Exons: 2
Coding region: 21-362 (113 amino acids)
Source: RefSeq, a predicted model, not a curated record